AGAACUAUAAUUAUCUUUUAUAUAUUUCAUAACGUUUAAUAGCAGUUUAUUAACCGACUCAGUGAACGAGAAGUUCUUUAUAUCUUAAAUGACUGGUUUUUAGAAAAUAGAAUUGUGAAUUUGAUUUGGACUGGAAAGUAAAGAAAGUACGCGGCGAAGAAGAAGGUAGUAAAAAAUUGUGAUUAAACGUUAAAGAACAUUAAGUUUAAAGAUCUGAUUGGAAACAAAUGUUGUUUCUUAGUGAAUGAAGGUUGAAAUCUCAACAUAAUUAUAAACAAUGAUUACAUCUCAAUAUUUCCGUACCGGUGGUGCAGGAUUCUGGUGGACAGGAUGCCUUAUUUUACUACAGCUUACAUCUCUCGUAUUAGCUCAAAAUUCGAAAAUACGUCUAGUAAAUGGAACUCGGCAGGAUAACAGCAAUGGUAGACUGGAGGUAUUUCAUAAUGGAACAUGGGGCACAGUCUGUGAUGAUAACUUUGACAAUAAUGCAGCGACAGUUGUCUGCCAUAUGCUACUGUUUACAUCAAAUUUUUUUGUUGCGAGAGAAAAGGCAACAUUUGGUGCAGGUACAGGACAAAUAUGGCUAGAUGAUGUCACAUGUCAGGGGAAUGAGACAAGUUUAUUUAGCUGUCGUGCCAAUCCAUGGGGUCAAAGUAAUUGUGGACAUGACGAGGAUGUUGGAGUAGACUGUGAUCCAAAUCAAGAUGCUAUAGUAACAUUACGGCUUGUAAACGGUUCUAACGGGAAUGAAGGUCGUGUGGAAGUGUUACAUGGAGUAAAUGGUUUAUGGGGAACUAUUUGUGACGAUGAAUGGGACGAGAAAGCUGCUCUUAUUGUGUGUCAACAAAUCACAAAGCGUGACCAAAACAGUAUCACUGCAAUACCUCUGACAGGAGCAUUCUUUGGUGCAGGAACAGGUAAUAUCUGGCUUGAUGAUGUUAAAUGCACGGGGAUGGAAACUGGACUUGGUGCUUGUGCCCAUAAGCCUUGGGGUCAAUCUAACUGUCAACACAAUGAGGAUGCUGGGGUCAUGUGUCUACCUAAAGCAGGUCCAAAUCCCAACGUGACAGUACAGUUGACUGGUGGAUUAACAAUUUUUCAAGGUCGUGUAGAGAUACGGGUGUUUAAUCACUGGGGAACUAUUUGUGAUGAUGGCUUUGAUGAUAGAGAGGCGACGGUUAUCUGUAGAAUGCUUGGACAUCGCAGGGGUGGUAGGGUGAUAAAAGGGGGAUCUUUCGGUGGUGGUAGUGGACCAAUCUGGCUGGAUGAUUUAGAGUGUAAUGGUACCGAGUCUAGAAUCCAAGACUGUGUACAUAAAGCAUGGGGAUCUAACAACUGUGGUCACAAUGAGGAUGCGGCAGUUGCAUGUUUACAAGAUACAGCACCAAACAUUAAGGUACGACUGGUGGGCAGUAAUAAUGCUAACGAAGGUCGUGUAGAGGUACAAUAUAACGGUAUGUGGGGAACAGUUUGUGACGAUAUAUGGUCACCAUCAGAUGCCUCCGUCGUCUGCAGAAUGCUGGGAUUACCAUUUUCUGGAGCUGUCGGUGUAAGUAUGGCAGCAUAUGGUCAAGGUAACGGGACAAUUAUGAUGGACAAUGUUGAAUGUAUCGGUACAGAAUCAUCUCUAGCACAAUGUAAAUUUAACGGCUGGACAAUCACUAACUGUGAUCAUACAGAAGAUGCUGGGGUCAUCUGUCAGGACACAAAUGUACACACUCAGAUACGUCUGUCAGGAGGAAAUGACCUGUAUGAAGGAAGGGUUGAAAUUAACUAUAAUGGAACAUGGGGCACAAUCUGUGAUGACAGUUUCGAUUCCAAAGAUGCUACAGUAGUUUGUAGAAUGUUAAACUAUCCUGUACAAGGAGCACUAGCUAAAGGAAGUGCGUAUUUUGGACGAGGUACAGGACAGAUUUGGUUGGAUGAUAUGAAUUGUAUGGGAAAUGAAACAGAUUUGGCAUAUUGUGGGCAUCGUGGGUGGGGAAACACCAACUGUAACCAUGGAGAAGAUGUCUCCGUUAUUUGCAUGGCUUCCCAGCGACCAAAUGUGACAGUACGACUAGUGGGCGGGGCAUCAUACAGUGAGGGGCGUGUCGAGGUGUACCAUAACAAUCAGUGGGGAACAGUCUGCGAUGAUUACUUUGAUACAAAAGCUGCUGGUGUUGUCUGUGCAAUGUUAGGUUUACCAAGUUCUGGUGCUCAGCCAAGAGCCAAGUCGUACUAUGGUCCAGGAAAUGGCACAAUAUUUUUGGACAAUGUUAGAUGUACAGGAAAUGAGUCUAGUAUAGAGUACUGUCGUCAUAACAACUGGGGUGUUAGCAACUGUGAUCACAGUGAAGAUGUUGGUGUACUCUGUGAUACAGCUGCUACCAAUGUAAGAGCCAGACUGGUUGAUGGAUCAUCUACAUCAAACGGCCGUGUUGAAAUAUUUUACAAUAAUACAUGGGGCACAGUCUGUGAUGAUGGAUUCAAUAUAAAUGAUGCCAAGGUGAUCUGUCGUAUGAUGGGAUUUCAAACUGCAAACAGUUUAUCAGUGUCUGGUAGCCAUUUUGGAAAUGGAACAGGUCCGAUAUUGUUGGAUGAUGUUCAGUGUCUCGGUUCAGAAACAAACAUUGUACAGUGUAGUAAUAAAGGCUGGUACUCUCACAACUGUAACCAUGGCGAGGACGUUGGUGUUAUUUGUAAUGCUGUUGCUGCAAGUUAUCGACUUGUGAAUGGUUCCAGUAAUAACAAUGGUCGUGUAGAAGUGAAUUUAGGUGGACAAUGGGGCACAGUCUGUGACGAUCAUUUUGAUGUCAAUGCAGCAAAAGUUCUGUGCAAGAGUUUACAUCUUCCAUAUCAGCAUGCAUUACCUGCGGGAGCCGGAGCAUUUGGGUCUGGUACGGGAACAAUCUGGUUAGAUGAUGUUACAUGUUUCGGGAACGAGACGACAUUAAUGCAGUGUGAUACAAGUGCACCGGGAGACACGGACUGUACACACAAGGAAGAUGUUGGUGUUAUUUGCAUGGACAACUUUCCUGCUACCAAUCUGACAUACCGUCUACGAGGAGGACCUGGUAAUAAUGAAGGUAGACUUGAGGUGAACUAUGCUGGAAAGUGGGGUACAGUUUGUGAUGAUGACUUCAACAACAAAGCUGCAAAAAUUGUUUGUGAUGCACUGAAAGUUACAUAUGUGAAGGCAAUGGUAGGUAAGUCAGGCAAAUAUGGACCAGGGACAGGACCAAUCUGGUUAGAUGAUAUCAAGUGUCUAGGUAACGAGACAUCACUGGCACAGUGUAACCAUAGUGAUUUUGGUGUGACAGAUUGUGACCACACAGAGGAUGUUAGUGUAGUUUGUGCUACAGCUGCACAGCUAAAAUUAGGUCCACUACGUCUGCGAGGUGGGACUACAACACGUAAUGGUCGGUUAGAACUUAGCAACAAUGGUGUAUGGGGAACAAUUUGUGAUGAUGGAUUCGGACUAGCAGAGGCACAGGUUGCUUGUCGGGAACUUGGUAUACCAACUGCUAUAGCUGUACCAUUGUCUAACGCGUACUACGGUGCUGGAACAGGACCGAUCUAUGUGGAUGAAAUUGACUGUGUUGGUAAUGAGACAAAUAUAGGGCAGUGUGAUAGAAAACCACUUGGUGUCAAUGACUGUGCACAUGAUGAAGAUGCUGGUGUUAUGUGUCUCUCUCAUGCGAGUACAUCUGGCAUAGGUUUAAGGUUAACUGGAGGAUUGAGCCAGAGAUCUGGACGUGUUGAGAUACGCUACCAGGGAGUUUGGGGUUCUAUCUGUGAUGAUUCCUGGGAUGAUAGGGAUGCUACUGUCGUCUGCAAACAACUUGGAUAUUCGAGUGGUACAGCUUUGAAGUCUAUAGGUACAGGUAGGGGACCUAUAUGGAUGGAUGAUGUUGAAUGUGUGGGUACGGAGUCUAGUAUUGCUAACUGUCCGUUCAAAGGCUGGGCUGAAAAUGACUGUGAUCAUUCAGAAGAUGCUGGUGUUAAUUGUAAUGAUACUACCGUCCAGAACUAUAAGAUACGAUUGGCGAAUGGACCAAGUAAUAUUGAAGGUCGUGUAGAGGUAUUUGUUGGAGGACAGUGGGGACCUGUUUGUGAUGACCAGUGGUCAAAUGCCGAUGCUCAAGUUGUGUGCAGGAUGCUGGGUGCAACCACUGAUGGAGCCACGGCCUAUGGUAGAGCCAAGUACGGUCAGAGUAACUCUAGCUUUGUGUUAGACCAGGUGACCUGUGUUGGUACAGAAUCAAACUUAGGACAGUGCCCUUCAAACCCACCUUUAUUACACAAUUGUCUCCAUGGAGAGGAGGCUGGGGUCAUGUGUAGGGGAGGUCAGGUGACAAACCUACAGGUGAGACUUGUAGGGGGAAGUAACUCAAACGAGGGUCGUGUAGAAGUGAGAUAUAACGGGACCUGGGGAACUGUGUGUGAUGAUAACUGGAAUAUUCAUAAUGCCAGGGUUGUCUGUGGUAUGCUGCAAUAUCCUGUACAAAAUGCAAGGCCUAGAAUGGGAGGUUUUUUUGGUCAAGGUACAGGACAAAUUUGGCUGGAUGAUGUUAAUUGUCUUGGUAACGAGACCUCUCUAGCACUAUGUGGACACGCCUCUUGGGGAACAAAUAACUGUGGACAUUCUGAAGAUGCAGGAGUAGUGUGUGGUGGUAUAACACAGACCAGUCCAAUACGUCUAGCGAAUGGUACUACACGAGCUGAAGGGCGUGUAGAAAUCUUUCACAAUGGCACAUGGGGAACUAUCUGUGAUGACAGAGUGGACAGAAACUUUGCCAGAGUUGUCUGCCGGCAGCUUGGUUACCCAAUAGCUAAUGUUGGCCUGAGGAAGGAGGCAUUUUUUGGUCCUGGAAAAGAUCCAAUUUGGCUAGAUGAUGUGACUUGCCAGGGUGAUGAAAGUGUCAUAGAUAAUUGUGUAUAUUCUAACUGGGGUAUCAAUAAUUGUGGUCACAAUGAGGAUGUCAGUGUUAUAUGUCAAGUUCCAACUGUACAAAUCAGACUGGUAACUCCACCUGGUGGAGCAGCUAAUCAAGGUCGUGUGGAGGUUUACUUUAACAAUACCUGGGGCACAGUCUGUGAUGAUGGAUUUGACAGUAAAGCAGCAGGUGUGGUGUGUGGAAUGCUGGGAUUCUCUAGGCUUGGUGCUGUACCAAAGAAGUUUACACAAGGUUCAGGACCUAUCUUGCUAGAUGAUCUUCAUUGCCUGGGCCAGGAAACAAACAUCUUACAGUGUGAUGCUAAGGGAUGGGGAAACAACAAUUGUGGUCAUGAUGAGGAUGUGGGUGUGGUCUGUCAAACAUCUGCACUGUCAUCUGUUAGACUGGUUGGGGGAAGUGGAUCUAACUCAGGGCGUGUAGAAGUUUUGUAUAAUGGAACAUGGGGCACAGUCUGUGAUGAUUACUUCACUGAUAAUGCUGCAAAAGUUGUGUGCAGAAAUCUCAAUAAACCAUUUGCUGGAGCAUAUAAAGUUACAAGAGGUGGUUGGUCUAAUCCUCCAACAAAGAUCUGGCUGGAUAACGUAAUUUGUACAGGCAAUGAAAGUUCUCUAGCUAAUUGUCAACACAACAACUGGGGCACUAACAACUGUGGUCAUUCUGAAGAUGUUGGGGUAGUCUGUACUGAUAAUACAACACCAGUGACAACACCUACCACAAGUCUUCCCCCAUCAACACCCAGUCCCUCGAGUGUUUAUACAAGGCUUUUGGGCGGCAGCAAUGCUUAUGAAGGUCGUGUUGAAGUAUUUGCAUUUAAUCAUUGGGGAACAAUAUGUGAUGAUCAAUGGAACUCUAGUAGUGCCAAUGUCAUAUGUGGAAUGCUGGGAUAUCAACGAACUGGUGCAGCAGCCAGAAGUAGUGCAUAUUAUGGACAGGGUUCAGGUAGGAUCUGGCUUGACAACGUACAUUGUCAUGGUAAUGAGAACUCUAUUGCAAACUGUCCAGCUAAUGCUUGGGGAGCUCAUAAUUGUGGACAUCAAGAAGAUGCAGGGGUUUCCUGUGCUACAGGGAGUUUACCAGACGGUUUCCUGCUAUUUACCGAUUCCUAUCAGAAAAUGAUAUAUAGAAUGGACCUGAAAUCAGAGAGUUAUGUGAAUGUGCCAUUGUCGGGGCAUGAUAAACCUAUAGCCAUAGCCUAUGAUUAUGUUGAUGGCAGGAUUUACUGGACAGAUGUCGGAACCAAACAGAUUAGGAGCGGAUCUAUCAAUGGAAAUGCUGAGAAAACAGUUUUAAUUCUUGAUACUGACUCAAGAGCGGAUGGAAUCGCUGUUGAUUCCAAGUCAAGACUUAUCUUCUACACAGACACAGGCAAAGAUAAAAUCUAUGUUGUAACUCUAGAUGGUUCUGCCAGGGCUGAAAUUAUAAACAGUGACCUUGAUGAACCAAGGGCUAUUGUAGCAGAUCCAGUUAAAGUAAAAAUUUAUUGGACUGACUGGGGACAUUCUCCAAAGAUUGAGACAUCAAACUAUGACGGUUCUCAAAGACGAACAAUAGUUAACACUGACAUUAUCUGGCCAAAUGCUAUAGCUGUUGAUAACACAGCUGGUGUGAUAUAUUGGGCUGAUGGAUCACUGAACAAGAUAGAGAAGGUGAACAUAGACGGCAGCAAUAGAGUGGUCAUAUAUAAAGAUAUAGUGUCUCAAAUAUUUGGACUAACACUGUACAUGGACGCACUAUUCUAUACAGAUUGGCGCAGAAGUACAGUGAUGAGGUUAUCAACAAGUGGAGGAGUGAGUACUCAUGUUGGACCCCCUGGAUUUGCAAGACUUAAUGGCAUCCAUGUACACAAGAAUGGAUACAACCCUAGUGGUAUAAAUGGGUGUACUAAUGGAAAUGGUCAGUGUAGUCAUAUAUGUUUACCUACUACUGGAGGUGGUAGAACAUGUAUGUGUCCAACAGGCAUGUCUCUCCAGUCAGAUGGAAUCAGUUGUGGAAACUCAAAUCCCUGUGCAGCUCUGCCAGCAAUAACAGGUGGCACGAUAACACCAGCAAGUUGUACAACUGGUAAGGUACAACCAGGCCAGGUGUGUACAGUAACAUGUAACCAAGGUUACAACUUCCCGGGUAAUGCUAAAUUAACAUGUUAUGGAAGUGGGCAUUGGAGUAACAAUGGAUACCCAGUAGCAUGUAAAGAUAUUACACCUCCUGUUGUGACAUGCCCAGGAAAACAGGUUAUAACUGUACCUAAAGGACAGCAGACUGUACAAGCAACAUGGCCGGCAGUGACGGUCUCUGACAACUCAGGUGUAACCCCCAACUUGAUACAGAGUAUGCAGAGUGGUAUGACCCUAGGUGAAGGUACUUAUGGGGUCACUGCCCUAGCAACAGAUCAGAUGGGUCUCACAUCUACAUGUAAUUUCCAGGUUGUUGUACAAGUGAACAAAUGCCCAAUGCGUACUGUACCCACCAAUGGAUACUUCCUGUCAGGUUCGUGUCCCGACUACUAUGGUGCCACCUGUAUGUUGGCCUGUAAUCCUGGGUACAAACUUAGUGAUCCCACCCACAAUGGUCAGAUCACGUGUACAUUGGAUAGUAACAAAAGACCUAUGUGGACCGGUGUUGGACUCUCUUGUCAAGCUGUAACAUGUCCUCAGUUAAACACACCAACAAAUGCCAUGAUGUCUGGGUGUUCUGCACCAUUUAAUUAUGGAGCUGUGUGCCAACAACAAUGUCAGUCAGGUUUCUACAGAACACAGGGAACCGAUACACGUAUGUGUAUGAGGGACGGUACCUGGUCAGGACAGUCGCUUGUCUGUUCCAAUAAUGCAGGUGGUGCGCAGGCACAGACAGGGUCAGCAUCCCCCACAAGUGGUAGCACAAGUAAUGUGGGUAUAACUGCUGCUGUAGUUGUCGGUGUUGUCUUCAUUGUUCUUAUUAUUGGAGGAAUAUUUGUCUAUUUAAAGAGAUUGAAUAUGCAGGCAAGUAUGAGUGGUGGAGCAUAUCCAAUGGAGAGCAUGUCUACAUCAUUAACUAGCACCAAACGUACAGGGGGCGGGGCAACAGGAGCUGCAGGCUGGGAAAACCCCAAUUACAGUAACAUUGAUGCCGAUGCAUAACUUUCAUUAUUAUUACAAAAAACUAAUUCCAGUCUUAAUAAAUAGUCAUGUUUGAUGUUACAUUAACAUAUAACUAUUUUAAAACUUGCAAUGAAAAGAAUAGCCAUUAAAGGUUUGACACUGUGAUGGGCAAAUAAUAGAAUUUGUGAAAAUAAAGAAAAAGUAAAGAAGAAAAAUGUUUAUGUAAACAUAGACAUUAUAGAGACAAUAAUAACUUGCCUCAUGCAAGAGUGAUGUUCUAAAAUGGCUGAAAUGGAAGAAAUAAGUAGUGAAUUGUCUAACAAAAUUGAUGUGCAGGUUUACAAAGUGUCAGUAUUUAAAUAGUAAACAGCUCAAUGUAUAUACAAUGUGACAGAUAUUUCACAAACUAUUUGGAUGCAAGUUUUUAGCUCACUUGAAUAUGAAAUGCUAACAAUCAAUGUGACUCAUAUUUGAACUAUUACACCUACCUAUAUUACUUCUUUGAUAAAAAAAGACAAGCCAAAAGGUUCUAUAUGCAGUUGGCAGUUAUUUGAAAUAGAUAGUAACUACAGGGAACAUGUCCUUUUAUAUGCAUGACAUUUUUU
This is a messenger RNA of Ruditapes philippinarum (Manila clam), 8619 nucleotides long. RefSeq names its product deleted in malignant brain tumors 1 protein-like. Gene Ontology annotation, cellular component: membrane. The coding region runs from base 278 to 8053 and encodes 2591 amino acids. Lineage: Eukaryota; Metazoa; Mollusca; Bivalvia; Venerida; Veneridae. The record is from RefSeq and is a predicted model, not a curated record. The transcript has 47 exons.